UUGGACUAUUGGACCCCCCCACAACCUUCCCUCUGUAUUUAUUUGGUCCUGGUGAGAAGGCCAUGAAGAGAGCUCCUCGUCUUCAAAAUAAUGAUGGUCAGGUCCUUUGAGUAGUUUCCUGUGGCCCUUCUCUUGUUCUGGCCCUAUAUGGGGCUCCACAGAGGGUACAAAAAACCUAACUGACUUGUAACUGAAACCACCUGCACAUCGUAGUUUCGAAGUCUUCUGUAUGUAUCGGAACCUUUUUAUCACCAGAUUCUGUCAUGCCACUAUGCCUUGUUUUCAUUUAAUAUUUUUCAUCUUGGUCCUCUUGUCAUUGAGCCUUGGUUCUGCUUCUUGGUGCCCACAGAACUAUGCUCAACAAAAGAAUAGAGAAUUUGAGCAGAAGACUGAUCGUUUCUGGGAGUUCCAAGAGCAAUCCAAUACCUGGGUUGAAGUGGAGCUGCCAUAUGAACUUGUCUCUUGUGUUAAUGAUAACUGUACUAAAGUGGGUAAAAUUCAUCCAGUGACAAGAGAUGUAGAAGAGAACUUAGAAAGAGAGAAUGAUGAUUCCAAGAAAAAUGAGAAUUUGAAAAGGAAGGUUGAAGAUGGAGGAACAGAAGCGAAUUCUGAGAUUGUUCUGCCUUUGAGGAAGAGAAUUUCUCUGACUAAAAUGUCUGAGUCAUCCAUUUGGGUCACUGGUGAAAGUGGGUCUAUCUAUGAGAGGUUCUGGAAUGGAAUCCAGUGGGUGAUAGCACCCCAUGAUCUACCAGUAUUGACUGGUCAUGCAAUCUGUGUCUUUAUUGUCAAUCAAACUAUUCUUACUCUAUCAGAAACAGGAACCCUAUAUCAGAUGAUGCUUGGUGAGAGCUCACAGCCAAUUUGGGUAGAGUUCACACCUACUCUCGAUGAAAGCACAAAUAGAGAAGCAGAAGAAAGUUCAUUGAUGCUAAUAAAUUCCGGCUUCAUUUCUCAUGAUGGGCUGAAAAUUUAUUUCUGCACAAAGAAUGGCUCGUUAUUAGAACUCAGUGAGGCAGAGCCUCCAAGAUGGGAAAAUCACGGGCGACCACCUGGUGCAGAUGUUGCAGCAAUUGUUGAUGCUGCUACUAUGAGACCAGACGUAGUAUAUACCAUAAGUGUGCUGCAAUGCAGUUCUACAGGAGAUCUUUAUGAAUAUGAUAGGAGCUCAAAGCCAUCAUGGAAGAAGCAUAUAUGGGCAGAAGGGACAGUAGCAGAUGCUUCUCUGAUGCCAUCAAGGGGAUGCACACUACAUGGCUUGAGUGGAGAAUACUCCAUCUCUCUUUUUCUUCUAACUAAGGGUGGUAAAUUGGUAGAGAGACGAUUAAACCAAAGAAAGUGGAAAUGGAUAGUCCAUGGAAGUCCCAAAGAUCAUAAGUUGACAUCUAUCACACCAGUUAUACAAGAUGAGAAAAAUGAAAAAUUCUUAUCAUUAUUUUUCACCACAUCGUCUGGAUCGGUUUUUGAGUAUCGAAUAUUGAAACAGUCAGGCACUGAUCAGGAAAACCAAAUUCCCGAAGCAUGGUUGAGUCAUAUGCAUCCUCCGCAUGCGAAAGUUGCAAGUGGAAUUGCUGGGAUACCACUUCAAGCUGGCAGAAUAGUUUUCCCACUGCAUGAUGGUAGACUUGCAGAGUUGCAUCUACCUGGACUGGGUGGAGAAAAUACUGGGCCGAACCAUCAAGUAAAUCUCCGAAAAAGAGCAUCGGUUAAAUAUGUAUGGUCAAUGAUAGACGCCCCAGAGACUGAAGGUUGGAAUGCAGAGUAUUGCAGAGAAGAACGUGGACCCAUGAACUGCCUUGAAGGCAUAAAAGACGAGCCAAAUGAACAAGGAAUCACAAGAUCAAUGGCAAGAAGGCGAAAGGGAAGUAAAGCACAAGAAGAUUACCUAUUUGCAGGUGCCAAUGGACCGAAAAAAGUUUUGGAAGGAUAUAGUUUCCCAGAUAAUUGGAUCAACAAUAACUUUCGUCUGCGAAUGAUACAUGGAGGCAAAUCAUUUUUCCUUGUUACUGAUGAUGGUUUGACUUAUGAACAUCUUUAUGCUGAGAAUUUAUGGCUGUGGCUGAGGCAUGAUCACUCAACACCAAUGAAAGGUGCCCUUGGAAACUACAAUGGAAGUCUCUUUUUGGUAGACAUUUACGGGAGUCUGCUUAUGAGAGAAAGGAGCGAUGAGGGGCUAACAUGGGUAAAUUGCACUGCCAUGAGGAAUCUCGGGCGUGUUAUUGGAGGCCCUCCAUGGGAUGGAAUUCCAGGUAAAGCUCCGAAAGUUACACCAGAAGAUGCAAUCUUCUUUGUGAGCAAAAAUGGAAGGUUGCUGCAGUUCACAGUUGCCCUGAGGAAAUUCGAAUGGAAAGAUUGUCGAAACCCUCCAGAUACCAAAGUUGCAAGUAUUGUUGACCAGGAGCUGUUCCGGGAUAACGUAGUGUUUGUCACUGGAAGGAAUGGGAGGCUAUACCAGUAUAACAAAGUGACUGAAUUGUGGCAUGAGCAUUAUCAGUCUCAACAUUUGGUUCUAUCAAGAUCGCCAGGAACUGCUAUGAGACCACCCUCACUAUCCCUCACAGGCUCACUAUUUAUGCUUUCAGAAGAUGGUGGACUAGUUGAAUAUCAUUGGAAUACUGGUGAUGGCUGGAAUUGGAUUGAACAUGGAACACCUAAUAAAGGUGUAACCUUGAUCACUUCCCCUAGCCCAUGUUUUGAAGGUAAUCAACUUUUUCUUAUAGGUUCAGAUGGAAAAGUAUACGUUAGGUAUAUGGACAAAAUGACAUGGAGAUGGAAAAACUGUGGCUUCCCUCAUGUGGGGCAAUUAAUGAAUGAAGAUCAAACACAAGAGGGGGGAAAUGAUAAUAAUGAAGAAGUUUGCAUAGAUGAAGAUUUUGCAGCCAGCUUGGAGAAUGUUGCACGGAAGUACAGUGAUUUUAAUAGAAACUGUGACCCAAAGGUGGCACCAACAAGGCCGAUCCCAUUUUCUGAUGAUUCAGUUAUCUUCGAGCUCAGGGAUGGAAGAUUGGCAGAGAUGCGAAGAGUGGAGGGCACUCAUUGGGUAUGGUCACGCACUAUUGCCACUCCAACAACCUCGUGCAUGGCCAAUUAUUGGACCGCUGUGGCUUCAUGAAGAAAACAUACAACGUAGAGAAGAACAUGUCAGAAAUAUACACGCACAGAGCUGCUACAAAUACACGAAUUUUGUACAUUUAACAAAGAAGAAUAGCAAAAAUUACCAUACCUUUUUUCGCUUGCUGUGGGAGAGCAAGCUGGAAUUAGAUUUGAAUCAUCAGGAGCAGAAUUUCUAACACGAUUGGUUGUACAGCGAAGGAAUUCAAUGGUGAAGGAAGCAAGGCUGUGAAAAAGCUGAAUAGAUAUUAUAAUUAUCAUCACUGACAUUGUAUCUAAUGGAUCUUGUGAUUUUCGUGGUGGUGAUGAUACUCUGACAAGCAAAGAGCGAGCUACAUUAGAGGCUUUCUUCCUUCAUCUUGGUAGACGUACGUACCUCCAACACCAUUCAUCAUGAAGUGGAUGAUAAUCACACACAGUAGUCGAUUAUUCAUUUUUAGCUCAGUUCUGAAAGGGAAAUGUUUUGGUAGUUGAGCAUACGACGACGACAUUGUCAGGACCAUCAUAAGUGCAUUGAUUAGUGGCCUUCUCUUAGAGCAUACUUGUACCUUCAUGUCGUUCAGAAGUGUGCCAGUGAUAGCUUCCCGGCAUAACUGCUGAAAAUUAGUUUUUUUUUAAUUAUUUUCUUAUAAAAUAAAUUUUUAAAAAGUAAA
This is a messenger RNA of Populus nigra (black poplar), 3761 nucleotides long. RefSeq lists its product as uncharacterized. NCBI's taxonomy places the organism in Eukaryota, Viridiplantae, Streptophyta, Magnoliopsida, Malpighiales, Salicaceae. The transcript has 10 exons. Bases 230 to 3109 code for a protein of 959 amino acids. The record is from RefSeq and is a predicted model, not a curated record.